CCUUCCUCUCCUAGCCUAAGGCGUGCAAACAGAGCGCCACUGGGAGGCUGAAACCUUUAGGCCGAUGCUUGCUUGCAAGGUCAGGCAAGCUGGAUUCUGGUCCCCACCUUUGCAGAGAGAACAGCGAUGUUGUGCGCCCAUUUCUCAGAUCAAGGACCGGCCCAUCUUACUACCUCCAAGAGUGCUUUUCUCUCUAAUAAGAAAACAUCUACUUUGAAACAUCUACUGGGCGAGACCAGGAGUGAUGGCUCAGCCUGUAAUUCUGGAAUUUCGGGAGGCCGAGGCAGGAAGAUUCCUUGAGCACAGGAGUUCCAGACCAGCCUGGGCAAUGUAGCAAGACGCUGUCUCUAUUUAUACAAUAAAAUUUUUUUAAAAAAGGAAA
Homo sapiens (human) is the source of this 382-nucleotide messenger RNA. RefSeq names its product PRAC1 small nuclear protein (gene PRAC1). The transcript has 2 exons. The record is from RefSeq and is marked reviewed. Lineage: Eukaryota; Metazoa; Chordata; Mammalia; Primates; Hominidae. Gene Ontology annotation, cellular component: nucleus. The coding region runs from base 127 to 300 and encodes 57 amino acids.